GUUUCCUUCUUCUUCUUCUCCUUCUCCUUCCUCUCUCUCUCCACAGUAGACACGAAUGGUAAGUUAUAAGUAGAUCCGUGUAGCGCCACUACGUCCAGAAACGGCGAGAGGUUGGCCUUUUCCUCUUGCCUCUUCAUCCUUUUUUGUCCAAUCAUCUGCACCUUCCAUCUUCACCACCAAUCCGUGAGUUUUAUUUCUUCCGAUUGAGUUGUACCUGUCUAGGUGGAAAAGGUCCUGAUCAUGGACGACAGCAGCCUCCCUCCUGGCUUUAGGUUCCAUCCAACAGAUGAGGAGCUAGUCGCCUAUUAUCUCACUCGCAAGGUCGCGGAUUCUGCUUUCGUUGCCAAGGCCAUUACCGUUGUUGAUCUCAACAGAUGUGAACCAUGGGAUCUUCCUGGCAAAGCUAGCAUGGGAGAGAAGGAAUGGUAUUUCUUUAACUUGAGGGACAGGAAGUACCCAACUGGCCUUAGGACAAAUAGGGCAACAGAAGCUGGUUACUGGAAGACCACUGGUAAAGAUAAAGAGAUCUUCACAUCAGGGAGUAUGCUUGUGGGUAUGAAGAAAACUCUGGUUUUCUACAAGGGGAGAGCUCCCAAAGGGGAGAAGACCAACUGGGUCAUGCAUGAGUACAGGCUUUCAUCAAAAUUUCCUUCUAAACUCACAAAGGAGGAAUGGGUAGUCUGCAGAAUCUUCCGAAAGAGCAACUGUGUAGGAAGAAGGUCGCCGCCCUUCCCUUCUUUACAGCAAUCUCCAUCCAAUGGCACCAAUUUGGACCAAGGAGAGAUGGAGUACAUGGAAAGCGGUUACUUUACGGAAUCGAAUUCAGAGUUAUCAGAGAUAACCAGGUUACUCGGAAAUUCAGAUACACCAAACAUUGAUGAAAACAGUCUUGCCAACAAUACUAGCGGCAUAGCCACCAUGACCAACAACAUGAAAAACGGGUUUGUCAACGCGGAUACGAGUGUGCCGCUUCUAAGGGAGAAGGCAAUGCAGAACUCUCUUUCUUCAAUGCCAGGGAGCAGCUUCUUCAGCCUAGAUUUUCCUUCAUCAAGUUCAAAUAUAUUGAGGUCGCUGCAGAUGAGUGUGGCCAACAAUUAUCAACUGCAACAGGCUUCAACUUCUACCUACUUGAAUCCAUUGAUUCCAUCCGAUUCAAAUUUUGCAAAGCAGGCUUCCUUGGAUUUGGAGUCUUUUUGGCGCGGCAGCUAAUGCUUUCCUCUAUGGGUGUGCUGACGAAUUAACAUGGCAGCAAAAAUUGUAGAUACUGAUUGAUAAGCGUAAAAUAGGCUGUCUACGCAACUGGCAUGUAACAUCUAAGGGAUGUCAGCUCCUGUAUUUGUUUAUAACUUAGCUGUGAUAGUUCUGUUGUUCCAUGUCAUGCUAGCAACCAAUUAAAUAUAAAACAAUUA
Molecule: messenger RNA, 1409 nt
Organism: Nymphaea colorata (pocket water lily)
Lineage: Eukaryota; Viridiplantae; Streptophyta; Magnoliopsida; Nymphaeales; Nymphaeaceae
Product: NAC domain-containing protein 100-like
Exons: 3
Coding region: 241-1209 (322 amino acids)
Biological process (GO): regulation of DNA-templated transcription
Molecular function (GO): DNA binding
Source: RefSeq, a predicted model, not a curated record